AUGAAUCCGGAUGGGGCGCUAGCCAAAGGCGAAAUUCGGUUUGAUUCUAAAUUGGAUGGACAAUGCAAUGGGUGGAUUCUUAUGACUCGGUUUCCUGGAGUCCCUUUGUCAACACUAAGUCUGAGCACAGACAAGCUCAAGACUAUCGACGAACAACUAGCAAACAUAGUUUUUCGCUGGAGGGAAGGGUUGCCUGUCUGGAAGGUUACUGGGAACCUUGAGUGUGGAAUCAGUGACGAGAAGCCGUCAAGUCUUGAUUCUUUGGAAAUAUUCGGCCUACGAAUAAUCCCUUCUUCUACAAUGCCUGCCUUCGGCGUCAAGUUUGAUGAGCCUAUAAUCAACGGGCUUCAGUACUACCGAGUGAAGCUCGAAGCACGGCUCCGGAAACUUCAGGAACUGGAGAUAUUCAAAGGAAAUAGGCACCUGAUCCAUUCAAUUCGAGAGUUCAUUGCGGUUCGGUUACCACAGCUUGGAAUUUGCAAUCUGCAGAGCCAGUUCGUGUUCACGCGCUACGAUCUCUCUCCGCACAAUGUUUUUAUAUCCGUUGAUGCCACUGAGAUCAGCGGUGUCUUUGACUUUGAGUUCUCUGGCUUUUUCCCGGAAUUAGAUGAGUUCGUCAAUGACGCUGUGGACAAUGAAGGCGACUGGCCCGAUAUAUUAUAUGAAGCAUAUCUGAACAGGCUAGAGGCCUGCGGAAUGAGAACCCCAAGGAGGGGCAUCGAGGAACGAUUAUGGAGAGAGGCUACGGCGCGUUCUCGGUUGGGAGGAAAUAUAGCACCCUGGUGGCUCGAAGAUCUGGUACCGAGUGAAAGAAUGGAGCUUGAAGAGGACGUGCUGAAGUCGGAAAAGAUUGUUUUGGAAGCCAUGCAGUUACUUGAUCAGAGUGUGAGAGAUUCCAUUCGCUAA
Messenger RNA from Penicillium cataractarum, 906 nucleotides. RefSeq lists its product as uncharacterized. Lineage: Eukaryota; Fungi; Ascomycota; Eurotiomycetes; Eurotiales; Aspergillaceae. The record is from RefSeq and is a predicted model, not a curated record. The transcript has a single exon. The coding region runs from base 1 to 906 and encodes 301 amino acids.